Fundulus heteroclitus (mummichog) is the source of this 2308-nucleotide messenger RNA. RefSeq names its product NKD inhibitor of WNT signaling pathway 1. The coding region runs from base 163 to 1509 and encodes 448 amino acids. Gene Ontology annotation, biological process: negative regulation of Wnt signaling pathway. NCBI's taxonomy places the organism in Eukaryota, Metazoa, Chordata, Actinopteri, Cyprinodontiformes, Fundulidae. The transcript is spliced from 10 exons. Gene Ontology annotation, cellular component: cytoplasm. The record is from RefSeq and is a predicted model, not a curated record. Gene Ontology annotation, molecular function: calcium ion binding.
UCAAAGGCACGCUCAGCUACUCGGUCACACGGUCCUGCGCUCCGUAGUGCGCGCUUGGUCUCCACGGACGCUCCGCUGUCUGGAUAUCGCAGCCCGUUGUUCCUUUAUUAUUACUGGAUUAUAUUCAUUUUACGGGUUUUAACUCCAACUCGAUGUAUAGAAAUGGGUAAACUGCACUCGAAGCAUGCCGCUAUUUGUAAACCGAGGGAGAGCCCAGAAGGCGACAGUUUUGUCGUGAAUGCCUGCUUGGCGAAAAAGGGAGUGGACGACUGGCUCGUGAAGCAGAAAUACUACUGCACGGGCUCUCGCCUCGAGCCACAGGACUGUCACCAUAAGGGCAACUGCGGGCUGACGGCACGGGACUCAUUGGCUGAAGCAUGUGGUGAAGGGAUCAUUGAUGGACGCUAUCGUUUAGAAGUGGCUCUACCCCCGGAGAAGACAGACAGCUGCUGCGUGGAGGAGAAGAUGCAGGAGCGGGACAGCCGGUCUCCCGCAGGGCCACAGAAGCAGCUCCAGUUUGAAGAAGUGGAGUGUGCCGUGUCUUUGGAGGAGGAUAACAGACAGGAGUGGACCUUUACCCUCUAUGAUUUUGACAACAACGGCAAAGUUACUCGAGAGGACAUCACCAGCCUGCUCCACACCAUUUAUGAGGUCGUGGAUGCCUCCGUCAACCACUCCCCCGGCAACAGCAAGACGUUACGAGUCAAGCUCUCCGUCGCUCCAGACUCAAGCCAGCGGUGGAGGAGCUGCGCUCAGGGAGCGACAGACACGUCCUACUCCAGAGAGAAAAAUGACAAGUUCAUUGAAGACCCCAAGAGUACAGACAAGAAGUCUCGGGCGCUCCUCAGGCGCCACCACAGUGACCACCACACCCAAUCUGGCUGCCAGCGCCACUGUGUGGAUGAGAACCUGGAGCGCAGGAACCACUACUUGGACCUGGCAGGCAUCGAAAACUACACGUCCCGUUUUGGAACCGCUCCUGCUGCAGAAGCAGUAAAGGUAGAGACGCAGACUCGCUCAUCCAACCAGGCCCGUUCUCGCUCACAUGAACCAGAAAACGGACAUGCCCACUCGCACCACCGCCGGCUGCAGACGGUUGUGGACACCGCUGCUGCAGAGGGCCUUCACCCCGCCCGGCCCAGAGCCCAGGACUCCGGUCGGCACGCAAUCCGCUCUCCGAAGACUCAUAGUCGCACCCCCCCUGCGCAGAACAGCGGCAGGGUGAUCAGGAGUCGAGGCGCCCCACCUCCCCCUGCUCUGCCCACCCAGACGCCCCCCCAUCAGUCCGCGGCCCCCUACCGCAAACACAAACAGCGAUCCAAGGAGAGCCAAGGCUACCGGGCCUUGGGCUCUCUUGGCUCUCCGGGACCUGUAGUGGAAAAAGAGCAGGUCAGGGACCUGCCAAGUGUGGUGCUCUAUGAGGGUGGGCUGGCACAAGUGGUGCAGCGGCAUGAACAUCACCAUCACCAUGAACACCAUCACCACUACCACCACUUUUACCAGUCCUGAAGCUCUGACUUGCCUGGGACGGCUCAGCGCCCCUGCAUGGACGCAAAGAACCAAUCCGGCCAGCAGACACUGACUGCAGCGAGCUGCACCUGGCAGCACAGGCACAGGACAUGAGGGCGGGGGCCGUUGUGUGCCAGUGCUGGAAUGUUAAGUAACCAGCGCUAUGAAAAUGUUGGUCAGACACACAGAAGCUUUUGGUAUGCAGUAGGACAGCGAGUCAGAGCUCAUGCUGAGCACUCAGAGUGGAAAUCACGCCAAGACUCAGGAGGCUACACGGAGGUGCCCGGCUCAGAUGUUUCCAGCUUCUACCCACUGAACUGUACACCUUUAGACCAGCAUCCCAACACUCCCCAGACCACUACGUCAAAAGGAAGAGGGCGGACAAGACGAGGCCAUGUCUGAAAUACAAAAAUCUAUGAAGGAUUAUGGCUGACAGGCAAGUUGUGAAAAACGUGCGUCCAAAACCGAACGACUGUGCGCGCACAUCUGAGUGUCACGACACUGGUGUCUGUUGGAAAACCACUUGAAGUGCGCUCAGAAUUUAAAGCAAGCUCUUAACCAUGCAACACACUGUAGGCAUAAAGGGGAAGGAAAACUCUCAAACGGUCCUACCUCUUUUUUUUUUUCCGUCUGAAUCGUUGUUCUGAUGGAAAUGUUAAGCAAGCAUUCGUUUUCAAAAUCACUUUUAAACUUUGUUGAACAAAGAUUAAACCUGUCAAAAUCUGCAGCUCUGAAGACUAGAAAUUCUUCUCUCAUUUAUCAACCAAUAUUUGCUGUACAUAAAGUAUUUAUACUGUCA